Messenger RNA from Pichia membranifaciens NRRL Y-2026, 342 nucleotides. RefSeq lists its product as hypothetical. The transcript has a single exon. NCBI's taxonomy places the organism in Eukaryota, Fungi, Ascomycota, Pichiomycetes, Pichiales, Pichiaceae. The record is from RefSeq and is a predicted model, not a curated record. Gene Ontology annotation, molecular function: structural constituent of ribosome. Gene Ontology annotation, cellular component: ribosome; mitochondrial small ribosomal subunit. Gene Ontology annotation, biological process: translation. The coding region runs from base 1 to 342 and encodes 113 amino acids.
AUGAAGCGGUUUGCGCAGCCGGUGAGUCUGCCGUCGACGUUUGUGAACACGAGGGUGAUGCGGGACCACUUCAAGAGACAGAUGUUUGAGCAGCACGAGGUGACGUCGAGGGCGUUGAAGUUCAUUGCGAGAAACGCUGCGCUCCCGCAGAAGGUGCGGUUGGAGGCGCAGAUCCAGUUGAACGCGCUGCCUAACUACACGCGGGCGAACCAGCUGCGGGGCCGGUGUGUCGACUCGGGCAGAAGCAGAGGUGUCAUCCGGGACUUCAGGCUCUGCAGAUACCAGUUCAGAACGCAGGCGCUGCAGGGGCUGUUGCCCGGCGUGAGAAAGGGUGUGUGGUGA